Molecule: messenger RNA, 1660 nt
Organism: Nicotiana tabacum (common tobacco)
Lineage: Eukaryota; Viridiplantae; Streptophyta; Magnoliopsida; Solanales; Solanaceae
Product: OVARIAN TUMOR DOMAIN-containing deubiquitinating enzyme 12
Biological process (GO): protein deubiquitination
Molecular function (GO): cysteine-type deubiquitinase activity
Source: RefSeq, a predicted model, not a curated record
AAGCUUUUCGUACACAUACUCAUAAUUCCAAAAUUUCUGAAUUAAAACUUGUUAGACUUUUAACUUGCCUUUUUUCUUACUAUAUAAAACUAUAUAGUAUUCUAUAUACCAAAAUAUUCUUUCCUCCUUCUUCCUUUUUCUCCCCCAUAAUAAUAAUAAUUAUCAUCUAUUUCAGCGCCCAUUUUGGCCAUUUUUCUUCUGCAACUUCUUAUUACAUACUAAUACUAUACAACACAGAGAUAUUUGUACAUAUAGAAUAUUAUUCGUAUAGCAUAUGAGCAGAGUUGAAGUGGAAUUGAAUUAAAGGUAGAUAGACACAAUUUAGAGGUGAGACGAGAUUCUUCAUUUGGCAAUUUUUCUGAAAGAGAUAAUUAUGUGUGAACCGGAGUCUGAAGCAACUCGUGGGGUUCUUAGUUUUCUCGAUGUGGACCAACUUUUCAGUUCCAACUAUUACGGCGAUGGUAGAAAGCAUGACGUUGAGAUAUGUCAUGAACAAUAUGCCAGAGAAAACCAGUAUCACACAUCAUAUUGCAAUGUUGACAGUGAUGAGGCUAUUGCUCAUCUUUUACAAGAAGAAUUGUCAGAGUUGUCCAUCGCAGAAGAUGCUGAAUCUUCACAUGCAGAUGAGCAGUAUUUUCAAGCCUCCACUGGUGUACAACAUUGGCAUACUCCUCCAAGGGAGUACUAUGCCGGGCAUGACACUGGUCUAGAAGCUGAUGAUGUGGGGCCUUCAAGUUCUUGUUCUAGUCCUGGCGACAGAUCAUACGAUGGAGAAGAGUAUACCUACACAUUGGAAAUACAAGAUGAAUUUGAGCUUGAUGGAGAAGUAGGGAAGAGAAUAAACCAGCUGAGUGCUGUUCCUCAUGUUCCUAGAAUAAAUGGAGACAUACCUUCAGUCGAUGAAGCAACUUCUGAUCAUCAAAGGCUGCUAGAUAGAUUGCAAUUAUUUGACUUGGUGGAGCACAAAGUGCAAGGAGAUGGCAACUGUCAGUUCCGUGCUUUAUCAGAUCAAUUCUAUCGUACACCGGAGCACCACAAAUUUGUCAGACAGCAAGUAGUCAGUCAGCUUAAACAUCAUCCAGAGAUGUAUGAGGGAUAUGUCCCAAUGGAAUAUGGAGAGUACUUGAAGAGGAUGUCCAAGAGUGGGGAAUGGGGCGAUCAUGUUACGUUGCAGGCUGCUGCUGACUCGUAUGGUGUGAAAAUUCUCGUUAUAACGUCAUUCAAGGAUACAUGUUACAUCGAGAUUCUUCCGAAGAAUCAAAAGUCAAACAGAGUCAUAUACUUAAGUUUCUGGGCAGAGGUGCACUACAACUCAAUCUAUCCUCAAGGAGACUUCCUGCCAUUUGAUCUUAAGAAGAAGAAGAAGAAGUGGAGUUUCUGGAACAAGCAUUAAGAGUUCUGGACCUAUUCAAAGGCAAACACUUAAAUACAACGUCAUCAUUCUGGCUUUGAUACACAGCUUCUGGUGCAAGACUUACAUUUCAUUCUUUUCUUCUUUGAUAAACAAUACUUACUUUUCAUUCAUAUAAUAAUUGUUCACAUAAUUAUUACAGUAUAGCAUAGUCAAUAGUUUUAUCAGUUGCAUAAUAAGAUCAUAUUGUUGUAUAGACAUCUUGUUUUUCUUAAAACAUUGUGCUCCACAUGCACAUCUCUCCAAUUA